Messenger RNA from Nannospalax galili (Upper Galilee mountains blind mole rat), 1417 nucleotides. RefSeq names its product signal peptidase complex subunit 2 (gene Spcs2). The record is from RefSeq and is a predicted model, not a curated record. Lineage: Eukaryota; Metazoa; Chordata; Mammalia; Rodentia; Spalacidae. Gene Ontology annotation, biological process: protein targeting to ER. Gene Ontology annotation, cellular component: signal peptidase complex; membrane.
GGAGACACAGAGGCGGACAAGAUGGCGGCGGUGACGGCGGCGCAAGGCGGGAGAAGCAGUGGCGGCGGCGGUGGCGGCGGGGCUGGCGGCGGCCCUAGCUGCGGGACAGGCAGCGGCCGCAGUGGUUUGUUGGAUAAGUGGAAGAUUGAUGAUAAGCCUGUAAAAAUUGAUAAAUGGGAUGGAUCCGCUGUGAAAAACUCUUUGGAUGAUUCCGCCAAAAAGGUACUCCUGGAAAAGUACAAGUAUGUGGAGAAUUUUGGUCUAAUUGACGGUCGCCUCACCAUCUGUACCAUCUCCUGUUUCUUUGCCAUAGUGGCUUUGAUUUGGGAUUACAUGCACCCGUUUCCAGAGUCCAAGCCAGUUUUGGCUUUGUGUGUCAUAUCUUAUUUUGUGAUGAUGGGGAUUCUGACCAUAUAUACCUCAUAUAAGGAGAAGAGCAUCUUUCUUGUGGCCCACAGAAAAGAUCCUACAGGGAUGGAUCCUGAUGAUAUUUGGCAACUAUCCUCCAGUCUCAAAAGGUUCGAUGACAAGUACACCCUGAAGCUGACCUUCAUCAGUGGGAGAACAAAGCAGCAGCGGGAAGCUGAGUUCACCAAGUCCAUUGCUAAGUUUUUUGACCACAGCGGGACAUUGGUCAUGGAUGCAUAUGAACCUGAAAUAUCCAGACUCCAUGACAGUCUUGCCACAGAAAGAAAAAUAAAAUAACCCAUUCUAAGGCAGCUCUCUGUCUGCUGGAUCAUGCUGAAUUACUGGUGGGUGGGGGGAAGAAACAGAAAACUUAAACUGGGUAAAGAAUGUAAUGCUAAAAAUGUCCCUGUUUUUCCCUGAAAAUUUAGUCCAUUCUGGAUAAAUAGGAUUUCCUAGCACACAAAUGAGAAGUUGGAGCUCUGGUGUCUAGCUGUAGCUUCUGGGUCUGCUGAUUGUGGUUUUUAUUUGCCUUUGGAGAAGCAUUUUUUGUAUUUACUAGACUUUAUAUAGCAUAGCUUUGUGCCAUGCAGCAUUUGAACACUCGGUUCUUAAGAACUGUCAACCUCGCUGGGCACAUUAGUGCACACCUAAAAUCCCAGCUCUUGGGAGGCUGAGGAAGGAGGAUUGUGAGUUUGAGGCCAUCCUGAGCCACAUAGGAAGACCCUGUCCUGGAGGGGUGGUUGUUUAUUUUUUCUGACUUUGUGUUAAUCCCUGCUUCAAUAACUAUUGCCUUGAAUUCAGGAUACAACUUCUUGUGUAUGACAGCUUUCCUUCACACACCGUUUUUGUGGGUGUGUGUAUAUACAUAAUAUAUAUAUAUAUAUCUGACUUGGGGAGAAUUAUUUUGAAAAAAGCAAAACAGCUUUUUAAUUUGUUUAAAACAGACCUUCUGCCUGUUACAUUUUGUGCUCUUAACCAAUUAAAAAAGCCGGUGGCAUUUUUAGUUUUA